Molecule: messenger RNA, 1722 nt
Organism: Pseudocercospora fijiensis CIRAD86
Lineage: Eukaryota; Fungi; Ascomycota; Dothideomycetes; Mycosphaerellales; Mycosphaerellaceae
Exons: 2
Coding region: 1-1722 (573 amino acids)
Source: RefSeq, a predicted model, not a curated record
AUGACGCUCGCUCUCCUGCUGCUAUGGCAUCUUCAAAUAGCCAUUGCAGCUUCUGCGGAGCUUCCUAGCGAGACAGACCAGGUCGAAAGAGUCUACAUAGAAAGCUACCCGGUCAAGGAGUUCGCAUCUGCCAAUAUUCUAGCACCUCAGGUCGAAUUCUCCAUCGACAAUUCAGAAUGCGAUGACGGCCAAUACUACUUCAUCUCUCCUCGAGGCUGGAAAGUUCGGGAACCAGGCCCGAUGAUUCUAGACCGCAAAGGCGAGGUCAUAUGGGCGAACCACUUCCCAAACGACUUUGGUGGGCAGGCAUAUGAUCUCAGGGUCCAGCAGUACCAAGGCGAGGAAUACUUGACAUUCUGGCUGGGUGACGAUCGAGUCCGAGGACAUGGUGAUGGAUACUUCUAUAUGCUCAACUCCUCGUACCACAUUGUUCGUAAAGUCAGUGGCGCGAAUGGAAAACUUGCAGAUUUCCAUGAGUUUUUGAUCACCCCAGAAGGCACUGUUGUGCUAGCCGUCUACGAGACAACGCCCAAGGAUGUAAGACCUGCUGGACGCAAGGUCAAUGAUACCUGGAACCAAGCUGUCCUGGAUUGCCUAGUUCAGGAAGUGAAUAUUGAGACUGGAGAGCUCAUUUUCGAGUGGCGAGCUUCGGACCAUAUCGAUGUGACUCUUUCCUACCAAAAGAUGGACAAACCAGAGGUUGGGACUAAAGAAAAGCCAUAUGAUUUCUAUCAUCUCAAUUCAGUGGACAAGGACGAGCAUGGUAAUUACUUGAUCACUGCUAGGAAUACGCAUUCUAGCAUUUAUGUCGAUGGCAGAACCGGGGAGACGAUCUGGACUUUGGGUGGAAAAGAUAACAAGUUUAAGGCCCGAUCUGGAGGCCAUGCCUUGAAUAUGGCGUGGCAGCAUGACGCUCGCUUCGUGUCACCGGAGCUGUUCCCCGAAACCUAUAGACCAUCGACUUCAAACCCAGGAACAACCACAAAAUUGAUGACUAUCGAAGGAUCUGAUCCAGCGUAUACAGUGCGUGUGGUACGUGAAUACAUUCAUCCUGAGCACAUCAUCUCGUUCAGCCAAGGAUCUGUGCAACUAUUAUCCCAGCAGAAAGGCCGCGACGCUAGGGUAGUUGUAGGAUACGGAAUCAACGCUGUGGUAGCUGAGUUCAGCGGCAAUGGCACUAUUUUGUGCGAUAUGCUCUUUGGUACCAAAUAUUCAUGGGAAACUGGCAACAUUCACAAUUAUCGAGCAUACAAGUUUCCCUGGGUCGGGCGGCCUACACAUUCGCCUGCAAUCGCCAUUCGUGAUGGAAAUGCAUACUUCAGCUGGAAUGGCGCUACUGAAGUCGUUGAAUGGCUUCUACAAGAGUCCGAUCUCACAGGCGCCAGAGUGUGGAUUGAUGUGAUCAAAGUGCCAAAGACGGGCUUUGAGACCGCGAUUCCGCUCAUCAGUGACCGCUACGCUGUGAGGAAACGAUAUCUGAGAGCGAUGGCGAUCGACAAGGACGGCCGAGUGUUGCAUCAUGGCAUCAGUGACCCCCUUGAUCGGCAUCAUGGCAUCAGUGACCACGUUGAUCAAUCCCCCUCCACCUUUGGACUCGAUCUAACUGGCAACACGCUUUACUUGUCGCUUACGAUAGCGUGCAUUGGAAGUAUUGCAGUCCUGGCCAGAUUGUUCAAGAUUCUACGUGGCAGGGCCCCUAAGCCCUCGGGCAAGUCAAGUUGA